AUUCGUUUUCUGUAAAAAUAAAAUUGGGUUGUGGUUGUAUUGACUUUAGUUUGUUGUUAUGAGUAGUAAAUUUGGUGCAAUUUAUUAGUUAUUGUAUGUUAAAUAAAAUAUGUGAUUUUUUUGUUAAUCAUGAAAAGAAGCUCUAAAACCAAAGAAAUGUUUAUUGUUCGAGCACUAGAAAAGAUACUGAGCGAUAAAGAAAUUAAGCGGUCUUACCACUCCCAACUGAAAAGAGCCUGUGAGGUGGCAUUAGAUGAAAUUCGUACAGAACUGAAAGAGGACCAGAGCAGUAAUACCAACUCGUCGUCAGCACUACCACUACCAAAAGAUGAGAAUAGCGGCAGUAUUACUGCUGAGAAGUACUUCUUGCCUUUUGAGUUGGCUUGUCAAAGCAAGACCUCCCGGAUCGUGGUUACUGCCCUGGACUGUCUUCAGAAGCUGAUAGCGUAUGGUCAUCUGACUGGCAAUGUCCCUGACUCCAACACACCUGGCAAACUGCUGAUUGACAGAAUUGUGGAGACCAUCUGCAACUGUUUCUCCGGGCCACAGACAGACGAGGGAGUCCAGCUACAGAUCAUCAAGGCUCUAUUGACGGUAGUCACCAGUCAGCAUGUGGAGGUACACGAAGGCACUGUGUUGCUGGCAGUCCGGACUGUCUACAACAUCUACCUGGCCAGCAAGAACCUCAUCAACCAGACGACAGCUCGGGCAACUCUCACUCAGAUGCUCAACGUCAUUUUUGCUCGUAUGGAGAGUCAAGCUGCAGAGGAGAACAGUCGACUGAAGGAUACACCGGAGGUGGUGGAACCACUGGAGCUGCCUGUGGUCCCUCCGACACCUACACCUGGACCUGAUGUAAACUCUGUGCCCACACCAACUUCGAUGGACUCUUCUAGUCAACAGGUGGUCCAGAGUUUACUCAAUAGUGUCAUAGACGCUGUUGUCUCAGGCUGUGAAGAAAAUGCCAGAACGGCCUCAGAAAGUGGAGAUUCAUUCAACAAUGAAGCUAAUGGCAGUUCCUUGAAUAGAGUGCCUUCACAAGAAAGUGUGGACAUGAGCAACGAUGGAGAUAGCAAAGUGACGCCACAGUUCACGCACAUCCUGCAGAAGGACGCAUUCCUAGUGUUCCGAGCACUCUGCAAACUUUCUAUGAAGCCUCUGUCUGAAGGCCAGCCCGACCCUAAAUCACACGAGCUACGAUCCAAGAUUCUCUCACUCCACCUGUUACUGUCCAUUCUUCAGUCGGCUGGACCGGUGUUCCGGGCCAACUUCAUGUUUGUCACUGCCAUCAAGCAGUACCUCUGUGUGGCCCUCAGCAAGAAUGGUGUGUCUUCCGUGCCUGAAGUCUUUGAGCUCUCCCUAGCCAUCUUCCUGGCUCUUCUGUCACGUUUUAAGAUGCACCUCAAGAUGCAGAUCGAGGUUUUCUUCAAAGAGAUCUUCUUGAACAUUCUGGAAACAUCAAGUUCAUCAUUUGAGCACAAGUGGAUGGUGAUCCAAGCGCUGACAAGAAUCUGCGCUGAUGCGCAGAGUGUGGUGGACAUGUACGUCAACUAUGACUGUGAUCUGAAUGCUGCAAAUCUGUUUGAAAGGUUAGUAAACGACUUGUCCAAGAUAGCACAGGGUCGCCAGGCCCUGGAGCUAGGAGCCACACCUAACCAGGAGAAGUCCAUGAGGAUCAAAGGUCUGGAGUGUUUGGUCUCCAUACUCAAGUGUAUGGUGGAGUGGAGCCGCGACGUCUACGUCAACCCUAACUCGCAGACCAACUUGGGGGCCGAACGUAACGUGCGGGACAAUGAAGUGACGGAACUGGUACCACCCUCCACACCACGAGACAGCCUGCAGUCGUACGGCAGCGCCACGUCACUCAACUCUGGUAGCAGUGGCAACAAGGAGGCUCCUGACACACCUCACCAGUUGCAGGUUCUCAAACAUCAGAAAGAAGUCUGGGAGACUGGUAUUGACAUGUUCAACCGGAAACCAAAGAGAGGCAUCAGUUUCCUACAGGAACAGGGACUGUUAGGAGCCUCUGCCAGUGAGGUAGCCGAGUGGCUGCAUAUUGACGAUCGCCUCGACAAGACAGGCAUCGGAGACUUCUUGGGUGAAAAUGAGGAUUUCAGCAAAGAGGUCAUGUAUGCGUACGUGGACCAGAUGGAUUUUGCAGGAAAGGACAUCGUAAUGGCACUGAGAUAUUUCCUGGAAGGGUUUAGACUUCCUGGUGAGGCUCAGAAGAUUGACAGGCUAAUGGAGAAAUUUGCAAGCAGAUACUGUGAAUGUAAUCCAAACAAUGGCCUUUUUGCGAGUGCAGACACAGCAUACGUGCUGGCAUAUUCGGUGAUCAUGCUGACCACAGACCUGCACUCACCACAAGUCAAAAAUAAGAUGACCAAAGAGCAAUACAUUCGACUGAACCGUGGGAUCUCUGAUAAUCAAGACCUACCUGAAGAGUAUCUGUCACAGAUAUACGAUGAGAUUGCCGGCCACGAGAUCAAGAUGAAAUCUACAAGUAAACCAGGCAAACAAGUGAUAUCCAGUGAGAAGAAGCGACGGCUGUUAUGGAACAUGGAAAUGGAGCUGAUUUCCACCGCCGCUAAGAAUCUUAUGGAAUCUGUCAGCCAUGUUCAGGCACCUUUCACAUCAGCCAAACAUCUGGAACAUGUGAGACCUAUGUUCCGCCUGGCCUGGACCCCCUUCCUGGCAGCCUUCAGUGUGGGUCUGCAGGAUUGUGAUGAUCCUGAGAUUGCUACUCUCUGUCUGGACGGGAUCCGAUGUGCCAUCCGGAUAGCCUGCAUCUUUCAUAUGACGCUGGAGAGGGACGCCUAUGUACAAGCCCUGGCCAGGUUCACACUGCUCACAGCAAACUCUCCAAUAACUGAAAUGAAAGCGAAAAAUAUAGACACUAUCAAGACUCUGAUUACUGUCGCACAUACAGAUGGAAACUAUUUAGGCAGCUCAUGGCUGGACAUAAUCAAGUGUAUCUCACACCUCGAGACUGCUCAGAUGGUUGGGACAGGAGUGAGGCCUCAGUUCCUCUCCGUCACCAAGAGUUAUCCAUCUUCUGACACACUGUCCCUGUCCUCUCUCAAGCUCAACAUGACUUCACUUGAUCCAAGCGUAAAAGAAUCUAUUGGGGAGACAAGUUCUCAGAGUGUUGUUGUCGCCGUUGACAGAAUCUUUACUGGUUCGAUCCGACUGGAUGGAGACGCCAUUGUGGACUUUGUGCGGGCUCUUUGUCAGGUGUCAAUGGAUGAGUUGGCACAUGCAACACAGCCUCGAAUGUUCAGCCUGCAGAAGAUUGUUGAGAUCUCGUACUACAACAUGGGCCGUAUCCGUUUGCAAUGGUCCCGCAUUUGGCAGGUCCUGGGUGAACAUUUCAACAAGGUGGGCUGCAAUCCAAAUGAAGACAUUGCAAUAUUUGCUCUAGACUCAUUGCGGCAACUUUCUAUGAAGUUCAUUGAGAAAGGAGAGUUUGCAAACUUCAAAUUUCAAAAAGACUUCCUCAGGCCUUUUGAACACAUCAUGAAAAAGAACAGAUCUCGAACGAUUAGAGACAUGGUGGUGCGGUGCAUUGCCCAGAUGGUCAAUUCUCAGGCCAAAAACAUCCGGUCUGGCUGGAAGAAUAUAUUCAGUGUAUUCCAUCUGGCGGCUUCAGAUCAUGAAGAAGCUAUUGUCGAAAUGGCUUUCCAGACCACUGGCCAUAUAGUUAACAACUUGUACAGUCUCCAUUUUGCCAUUAUGGUGGACUCAUUCCAAGAUGCAGUAAAGUGUUUGUCAGAGUUCGCUUGCAAUGCUAGUUUCCCCGAUACCAGCAUGGAAGCAAUAAGACUUAUCCGGACUUGUGCUGACUACGUACAUCAAAAACCACAGCUGUACAGCGAGUAUUGUCUGGAGGACGGCAGUGUGAGUGAGGAGGAUCGUGCCUGGGUCCGGGGAUGGUUCCCGCUACUCUUCGAACUCUCCUGUAUUGUGAGUCGUUGCAAGCUGGACGUGCGUACUCGUGCGCUCACUGUUCUCUUUGAGAUUGUCAAGACACAUGGAGAUGCAUUCCGGCCCCACUGGUGGAAAGAUCUUUUCCAGGUUUUGUUCCGGAUCUUUGACAACAUGAAGCUGCCAGAACAUCAUACCGAGAAUCAACUGCCAAGCUUGUCUCAUUUGGAGGAGUUCUUGAGCAGUAAUUUAGAGAGCAAAGCAGAAUGGAUGACGACUACGUGCAACCAUGCUCUGUACGCUAUUGUUGAUGUUUUUACGCAAUACUUUGAUGUGCUGGGACCCCUACUGCUGUCUGAUCUCUAUGUUCAACUGCAUUGGUGUGUCCAACAAGCCAAUGAACAGUUGGCAAGGUCGGGCACCAACUGCUUGGAGAACUUGGUGAUCAGCAACGGCCUGAAGUUUGGUGAGGACACCUGGGCCAAGACUUGUCAGUGUGUGUUAGACAUGUUCAAGUGUACUAUACCGACAGACUUGCUCACAUGGACUCACACACCUGAGGUGGAAAAUGUUAGGCCUGGAAUACUCAAGAGAUCCAAUAGCACUUUCAGUGUCCACAGCAACAACAGUAUCACAUCUGAUGAUAUUGCUCUGUCUAAGAUGGGGAGCAUGUUCACCGCUCUGCUGAUCAAGUGUGUGGUACAACUGGAGCUUAUACAGACAGUGGACAACAUCAUCUUUUACCCCGCAACCUCACGGAAAGAGGAUCAGGAGAAUCUGGCAUUGGCUCAGGCUGAUGUGCUGGAUUGGGAGGAUGCCUCGCUCUCUGAGCAGCAGAAGGAAGAGCAAGGCAUGUACGGCAGUCUCAGCUCCUCUCACCUGUUACAGCUGACUGAGUGUCUCAUGCAGAGCCACCGUUUCGCCAAGGAGUUUAACUCCAACCAUGAACAGCGCAAUCUGCUGUGGAAAGCUGGGUUCAAGGGCAGUGCUAAGCCGAACCUGUUACAACAGGAGACACAGAGUCUGGCAUGUGUGUUGCGAGUGUUGUUCAAGAUGGCAGGGGAUGAGAACAGACGCAAUGCUUGGGCUGCAGUCCAGGGUCGACUGAUAGCUGUCUGCAAGGAGGCUCUCGAGUAUUUCCUGAGUCUUCAGUCCGAGGCGCACAGAGAAGCCUGGACAUGUAUUCUCCUGUUGAUUCUCACCAGGAUACUGAAGAUGUCUGACGACAGAUUUGGUGCACACGCCUCCAGCUACUACUCUCUACUCUGUGAGCUCAUGUGUUUCGACUUGAAGCCUGAGCUGCGUUCUGUGUUGCGCAGAUUCUUUCUUCGUAUUGGUCCUGUGUUCAACAUCACCUGAGAACGCGCCGCCGCACGUGUACGUGCGCACAGGCCUCGUCCUAAGAGUGUCUCGUUUCAUUCUAGUUCCUGAGACCCAUCCAACCCAGACUAGUCAUGUAGUUUGUACCUUAAUGUUCGUGUCUAUUAGAAGAUUUAUUUUUGUAGUUCGGCCAAAUAGAUUUCGAGGAUCCAGACAUGCAACACACGUUUUAAUAUAUUCUAAUAAGAGAAAACUAUCGAUGUUGUCAUUUUAUAAAUAGUGCAAUAUCACCAUAAUGUAAUUGAAAUUAAUCAGAGUACAUAGUUUCACCGCCUUCUAGAAUCAUUGUAUUGUUACCAACCCCCUUCCUCCCUCUCGUAAUAACUUUGUCGAAAUGUAUUCAAAUGGUUUGAAAAUUUUAUAAUUUUGACUAAAUAAAAGUUGCAAGUUUUUCAAAGAUAAUUUUAUCUAGUAUAAAAAAGGAGAACAAACUGCAUUUUUCUGUUUAUUAUAUAUGCCAAGAAAGAUAUAUGUUUAUGAUAUAUUGUAAGAAAUUGGUUAUACGUAAAUAUUUUAAAAGAACGUUUCAUUGAUGAUUUAAAUUUAAUAACUAUUGGAUGGUGACAAGUUUUACAAUUUAUAGUGUUUAUUAUAGACUGGAAGAGACAAGACUUAGUGAUUCCUUGGUAGAAUAAUUAAUUACGUUCCAUUAGACGCCUAGGUUGGUAGCAUUCACGCUUUUGUAAUUAGGUUGGCAAUGUCGACUGCUUCAAUUGUACUUAAGUUAGAUUUUAUAAAUACAUAUUACAAUCAUCAAGCGAUUGUCAAUUACUGUAAGACAUGUUAGUUAAGGUUUAAAAGGUUAUUAUUUUAUCCUAGAUAGUAUCAACCUCAAAAUGUAAGUUAUUUUAUUGCAUUAAAUUUUAUCUUGUAUUAUUAUUAUUAGUUUUCUUUUCUUUCACUAAUAGUUCUUGUAUUAUUAUUUUACUAAUACUCUUAUUCCUUUCUGUCUUUUUCAAUCAAUAAAGGUUGUUGUUAUAUUUAUGGUUUUGAAGAAUAUACUAUAAAACUAUUUCAUUUCUAAUUAUAGUUAAUAUAAUGUUUUCUAAUGUUUGUUGAUUUACUGUAUAUAAGGUGUUUGGCCAUAUAAAAGGCAUUAAAUAAAAGUUUUAUUUAAACUGCAUAAAAUUCGUCCAAUUGAGUUUUCUUGUUAUAGCAUUUAGUAAUUUAUUUAAGUUAUCUGUGAUGUUAUUAUAAAAUUUAUUAUUCUCAUGAUGGAUUCAAGAAAAUAGUGACCAAGGUAAAACUUCCAGGUCUAUUACAAAUAAAUCAUGUAUGUAAUAGCUUUCCCACAUCAGCAUGGUAUAUAACUAAUUUUUUCAAUGUGAUAUAAUCAUAAUAAUUGGGAUAAAGAUUAAUAAAUUAUUUGUGUUUAUUAUUAUUUUUUUUUUUUUUUUUUUUGCAGAAUAGCUUUUAUGCAAGUGACAUGCUUUUACUACAGUUCUUAAAAAGAUAAUAUUCUAACAUUGUAGUCAAGACUAUUAAAACAUCUCAUCAAGAGAAAUAUUUCUUUUAGUGUAAAGAUCAGGUUUUCUAUUGCUUUUCCCUAAUCUGUUUAACCCUAUGCACUAAAAGACACUUUUUAUAAUUUGUCCUUGGAGUUUGUAUGGCCAACUCUACUGGCCACCGGCAUUUUGUUGGAAGCACAGAUUAAUGUUUGUCAUUAUGUUAUCUCAGUUUGUAUGUCCAGCUGUGCUGACAUAUUACGUCCAUAGCUCGUAAGGCCAGCACCGCUGACCACUAAACAACAGUUAUUUUUUAAUAUUCUCUUUGUUUUAUAAUGAAUGGUGAGUGCUGGAACCUAUCGAGCAGCUUUACUUUAAGGUAGUUUUUAAGUAAAGCUAAUUCUUGACCACAAAAAAAAGUAAAGACAGAAAAUUGUAACUAAUAAAUAGUCUGAGUAUAACAUAACUGUAAAAGCCUACUUUACAACAUUUUAUUUACAUAUAUUUGUUAAGAAUAUACGUAUGAGAGUUAAAUUUCCCUAAUGUAUUAGCUUUAUAUUAGAAAUUCAUUAAAAAUAAAUUUAAAAUUAUUUUUCACGUUUUCUUUAAACAUUUUAAAUUACUAUGCUAAUAACGCAAAGGAAAUUGAAAAAUAAUCCCGAUCUAGGGAGGCAAACAACAAAUAUGGCCGCCAGGCUGUCAAUGAAAGUAGCUUGGCCAUAUGAGUUACGAGGACAAACUACAGCUGCCAGUGCUGCUGACCUUUCGAGCACAAAGGGUUAAUCUAACCAUAAGCACAUUUUAAUGACUAAAUUUGUCCUAAAUAUGAAUUAUCAUAUUAAUUUUAAAAAAUGUAAUAAAAAGCCUUUAUAUACCAAUUUUAAGUUUUACUUUUGGCUGUUGUAUGUUACAUACAUACUUACUUGUGUUAAUAUUAUUAUAAUACAAUAAUUGAGGAUAUGUAUAAAACAUUUUUUGGAUUAAUAAUGUAACAGACUAUAGUAAUUAAUUUGUUGUUGUUAAAAUAUGUACUACAUAAUAAUAGUAUUUUAAUUCCCUCUGAAAUAAUAAACUAUAUUUCCUUUCAUGAAUAAUAUUUAUCCUUUUUGUAUUAUAUUUGUUCUUUAAUUGUUGUUUAAAUUUCAUAUUACAUAAUUAAAUUAUCAUAAGAUCAUUAUGUUUUAUAUCGAUAUUGUUAUAACUAGAACAGCUUUAAUCAUCGGUUGUUAUAUAUUUAUUCAUUGUUUAUAAUGAAUUUAUUGUUAUUAUUUUGAAGUAGUAAUGCGUUAAUUUCUUGUUUUGUACAUAGCACUGUAUAUACAACAAGAAGUGCCAUUACGUUUCUACUGUCACUCUAUGUAUUAUAUUAUGACACCAAAAGUAUUGUGAAUUAAUAAAUAAAUUGUUUAUUAGUAUUUAAA
Molecule: messenger RNA, 8170 nt
Organism: Homalodisca vitripennis (glassy-winged sharpshooter)
Lineage: Eukaryota; Metazoa; Arthropoda; Insecta; Hemiptera; Cicadellidae
Gene: Sec71
Product: brefeldin A-inhibited guanine nucleotide-exchange protein 1
Exons: 33
Coding region: 130-5283 (1717 amino acids)
Biological process (GO): regulation of ARF protein signal transduction
Molecular function (GO): guanyl-nucleotide exchange factor activity
Source: RefSeq, a predicted model, not a curated record